Panicum virgatum (switchgrass) is the source of this 2189-nucleotide messenger RNA. RefSeq lists its product as uncharacterized. The coding region runs from base 147 to 959 and encodes 270 amino acids. Gene Ontology annotation, molecular function: DNA binding. Gene Ontology annotation, cellular component: nucleus. Gene Ontology annotation, biological process: DNA repair; DNA recombination; DNA replication. NCBI's taxonomy places the organism in Eukaryota, Viridiplantae, Streptophyta, Magnoliopsida, Poales, Poaceae. The record is from RefSeq and is a predicted model, not a curated record. The transcript has 9 exons.
UCCGCACUCCGGCCAAGACCGCCUCUUCCAGUCUUCCUCUUCCUUCUCCUGGACCCUUUUCCCUCCGCAGCAAGCUCGUUCUUGGCGAGGGGGAGAAGAAAAUCAGUUUAGAUCUACCGCUUCGGCUCAUCAGGAGCAGCACGUAUAUGCAGCAUAAGCUUCAGGCGCUCAAGGCCAAGAUGGGUUCAGCUGAUGAUGAGUUCACCCCACUGUCUCAGUUAACCAUAGGAAUGAACAAAUGUAGAGUCCGUGUGCGCAUCUCGCGGCUGUGGGAGUCUUUCAAUCCAAAAAAUGACAUAUCAUUCGGCCUUGACAGCCUUCUGAUCGAUGAUCAGGGUGAAACUAUGCAGGCGCGUGUGCUUCCCGAUGAUAUUGAUCAGUUUGAAGAUCAGCUAGUUGAAGGGGGGGUAUAUGCCUUGUCGAAUUUUACAAUUGAGGAUACAAGGGAAAGCUACAUGACCUGUAGCAAUGAGUUGACUAUGUACUUUGGAGGGCAGACGGUUGUCAAUGAGAUAGAAGAUACUGAUUUGAUACCCCUCUACAGCUUUGAGUUCAUUAAUUUUAAGGAUCUCCGUUCUAGGUGUGAUGACGUUAGCAUAUUGACAGAUGUUUUGGGUCACAUAAUAUAUGUUGGGGAGCUAGAGGAGGUCUGGAGCAAAUCCCGUCUUAUAAAAAUUUGCAAUGCAAGAAUUCAAAAUUUGAGCGGAAGGGAAUUGAGUAUCACGUUGUAUGGAGAUAUUGCUUGUGGUUUUGCUGAGGAUAUGCACGAGAAAGGCCAAGAAGCCUCAGUUGUUGCUGUUUUUGCAGGGAUGCGCGUUGAAUCCUCACAUUCAGUUUGCUCUACAACGUGUUCAGAUUACUAUCUAGAUUUGGAAAUACCAGAGGUGCAGAAUUCUGUGCGAAUUUGUGCAUUCAGCAGGAAAACCCAGUUCCGAAAAAAAGUCCAGCUCAGAAGUUAGCCGAGAAUUGGCGAACAAUUGAACAGCUAAAAAGCCUCGAUCCAGAGGAGUAUGACGAGGAUACCUCAUUUUUGUGCAGAGUCUCCCUGAUAGAUAUAGAUUGCAGCAACGGCUGGUGUUAUCUUGGAUGCGACACCUGUCAAAAGUCAAUGUACAGGGCCCCAAGGAAAUACAAGUGCAGCCGAUGUGGCCCGAUUAAGAGACCAAUUCAAUGGUACAAGCUGAAGACGAAGGUGCAAGAUGCCACCGGCACAAUGGACUUGAUGAUCUUCUGUGAGCUGGCUGAAGAGCUGGUCGGUGUCUCCGCGGAGGAGCUCGUUGAUGAGAUUGAGGAUGAUGAUGAGUGGUACACCCUGCCAGAAGAAAUCGAGGAUCUUCUUGGAUCGACCCACACUUUCCAAGUAUUUGACAAGUAUGGGAGCAGGAGCUGGUCGGUGAGGUCAAUCAUGGAUGACGUUAGUGUCCCAGUCCCUGCUGGAACCACUGCCCAAUGCAAGGAGGAACCUGUCCCUGAGGGCAGCAUUAACAUGGCAAUCCCUACUCCAAUCACUACUCAAUGCAAGGAGGAGCCUGUCCAUGAGGGCAGCAUCAACGUGGCGAUCUGUACUCCAGUCACUACUCAAUGCAAGGAGGAGCUUGUCCAUGGGGGCAGCAUCAACUUGGCGAUCCGUAAUCCCGUCACUACUCAAUGCAAGGAGGAGCCUGUCCAUGAGGACAGCAUCAACGUGGCGAUCUGUACUCCAGUCACUACUCAAUGCAAGGAGGAGCUUGUCCAUGAGGCGAUCCCUACUCCAGUGACUGCUCAAUGCAAGGAGGAGCCUGUUCCUGAGGGCUGCACUACCACGGCAGAAGCAAGGUCGGAGUCCACUCAGCUGCAGAAGCCUAACAAGCGUCUGCGAGGGGACGACUGGGUCAACUAACUCACUAGACCAUGCUGUGACUAGUUUUAGCGUAUCUAGGCUAAUGCAUCCUCUAGGAUUAGGCAAUGGAUCCUUUUGUUCUCUUUCUUAGUACCUCGGAACAUCUCUAUCUACUGCUGUGACUCGAUCUGGUGUUAGUGCUGGGUGACCUGAACCCGUUGAACCCUUUUGAACAUUGCUUCCCUUAUCAUUGUACAUAAUGGAAAAGGGUAGUGUUAGCUGGUUUGUGUGCUUUAUUAGCACCUCUAUGUACACGGUGCUCAUGGGUUUAGAAACAUGUUUUACCAUGCAAGCUUUUCCAACCCCAAAA